AUGAUCAGCUUUACUGCUUCAGCUGACUGUCCCAGCAUGGGAAACAAGGUCAUGGAUCAGGUCGGCAGCUGUUUGGGUGUCAGCGGAAGGGGGCUAUUUAAAUAAUAAACAGUCAGACUUGAUUUAUUUCCUGUGGCAGGUAGUAUGGCAGUAGGUUAAGAGCAAGGAGUUCAAUAUGUUUAGUACAGACCUGGUGCUUCGUUGUGAUAUGGGCUGAAUUGCAGUAUUUCUCAUUGAUGAACUCACUUUCCUCUUACCGGAGUUGAUGUUUUGGUCCAUUCUAAAGAUUGUGUAGCCGUCCAGCUCCACUGCAGAGACGGUUUCCUGUUCCGUAAGCCAGGUCUCAGACAGAUCAGGCAGGAUUGUCGGUACUCGGAAAGGUAUUGGGUACAAGGCUGUAGCUCGUCGGCUUGGGCGGUAUACUGUUUACCGGGGUAUUUGGAAAUAGCCACAGGAUGGUUUUUCAAUACCGUUUUAAACUAUGUUUUUGAAGUUUUUCAAUCAAUAUUCAUAUUUACUUUUUAAGUAAAUACCUGCAGUCAACUUGUGCAAUACGUUAGGAGGUAAAGCAGAUUGCGUUCUUCAUUUCACCUGUCACAUUAUUUUACAUUAUGAAACUUAUCGUAGUUCCCCAGAACAGUUGAGCCAGUCAAGUGUUUGUUUGUAAAUAGCAGAAGAAAGCGGGAGCAGGUGAGUCCAGCUGUGUAUUGACAAUAUUUGCGUUUUAUAUUGAAAGUCAAAUGUUUUUUUUGCUUCAAUAGAGUUAUCAGGGACGUGCAACUAUAGUUUUCCUUCACAGAAAAUACAUUAGUGCAACACAUUCGGCAGAAAAUAGCUUCAUUGUCAUGAGAUGACAACAGAAGUGCAACACUAUUUGGCUGGCGGCCACACAAGUAAAUGAGCUUACAAUGAAAAAGCAAGGUAUUUCUUUGCAAAAAACGAUGCAUGGCCACCAUAUUUCUAAUGUUAUCAUAGAAAGAUUGUAACCAGUGACAGUUCCUAAUGUUUUGCUUUAAGUUAAUCUUGUGUUUUACCUGAGAAAAUUAGGCUGGCUACACCAAGAAAAGUACUGGAGAAAAGUAGCUACACAUCAUUCAGAGCGCUGUCUUUUGAUAGAAUGCCUGUUCGUGAAUUCUCAUCCGAGUGGAGAAGUGCAACUAAGCCUCCAAAUGAUUUUGAUGCUGAGCAGAAAUUACAAUAAGAAGCAUUUUAGAUUUACAUUGACGAAACGCUGCAAGAUAUUUCAUAUGCGUUGUAUCUUUUUUUCCUGCGUGAAAAAAUACGAAUUUUGCAUUAGGGCGACCCCUAAGUUUAACUUGCUAGUUAUCUAAUUAAGUGGCGGAAUAAUGAAGUCACGGGGGAUCAUAUUGUGUUCGCUUUCUGCUGUGUUUGAGAAGUAAAAGCCCUUUGGAUGGGUUAUCUGUACAGCUGCCGCUGCUGCCUGAUUUCCUUGCAUUUUUUCUCCUAUCCGUUCUGCCCCAUCUGCUCCUCCCUUAUCUUCUCCAAGCAGAGCAGGCAGCCCCGCGACCCCCAGACUCCACACAGACACAGUGUGUACACAGUACUGUUCUUCCUUCAGACAAGCAUAUAUCAAAACUUUGUUGAUUUGCACAAUGUUUCUCGUUCACAUUCGCUUGUAAAUGUCAAAAUUCACCAAAAAUGACAUUCGGUAGCGCCUACCUAUGUAUAACUUUAUGAGCUGGAUUGCCUGUCUUUGCAAUUUAGUUUAUUUUCGUUUGCUCUCGUUAGCAUAUUUAGCUAGCAGCAUCCAUGGAAAUUUGCUAUUACUUGUACUAAUUUUGUUAGCAUUCUGGUAAUAGAAGGCCAAUUGACUUUUUUGGGGUGCUUUUUGGCACCCCCUUGUGUACUAAACCAGUAAUACCGUAAAUUCUGGUGUGAGGAUAUGAAAAUCUGGAUACCGCCCAACACUACUCGUCAGUCUUAUUCUUUAUGAUUUGUGCAUUGCCUUGCACAAUAGAUGGAAGACGUUUUCUGAAGGGCUGUUUUUUAAUCCGAUUCCGAAUUCCUCCUCUACUGCCACUCUUCUUUUCUUUAGAUGCCUUUUCUUGGGAACAUGUUGAUUGUAUUGAUUGUAAUAUUCCAUUGUAGCCUAAGCUUGCAGCAAAGGGUCGGAGAUUAAGCAGGACGUCUCUUGUGUAUGAUAUCCGCGGUUGCGGCUCGCUAUAUCUAUUGAUGGUUAGGUCUACAGCUUGUUUGGUGCAUUUCACAUUUAUUUAUUUUUUACAACUAACAGCAAAAGUACUGCUAUUUGCCUCAUUAUUAGCUAUCUGAUUUCAUACCAAACUUGGUUGAUUGAGGUGGAUCGCAACUUUAAACAAACAAACAAGCACGAAAACGACGAGCACAAAUGACCGUGUCACUGCAAGAGGUCCUCUGUAGCUCAGCUGGUAGAGCACGGCGCUUGUAACGCCAAGGUAGUGGGUUCGAUCCCCGGGACCACCCAUACACAAAAAAAUGUAUGCACGCAUGACUGUAAGUCGCUUUGGAUAAAAGCGUCUGCUAAAUGGCUUAUUAUUAUUAAGAGCAGCCCCCAUACAUAAUAUAAUGUUUUAUAAACAUGGAAGGAUCUUACAGAUUGCAUUCGCUCACUGUUUUGCUGCUCCCAAACUUGAUCUUUUAAUAAAGCUUUGGUAAUUCAUAUUUAUUUAAAGCAGUCUCACGAACCAAAUCCUUUAUUGAUAGUCUGCUAUUUGGGAAUGCAUUGGGCAUGACAAAAAAAACAGGCUUCGCUGAAAUGAAAAACAAGCAAUCUGUGUUAUUGUUAAGACCUGCUUUUGGUUGGUCUUAAAACUUUAGCGCUGCAUGAAAUUGUCACUUUUGUGCAUGUUUUUAAGGACACACCUCAAAUAUUGCCACCCCUCCCACCUCAGCACAAGCGGGCUGAUGUGAGACAGGUAAACCUGGCAUUAGGGAUGGAAAAUGCCAGUGCCAGUGGUUUUACAUGACGAAAUUGUCCUCGAUGUUCAAUUUCACACACAGCUUGGAUACAACCAUGAUUACAGAUACAGAUUUCAGGUACAGAUCUACUAUGUUAUAAUAUCUGACAGUACAGUAGGGUCAGCAUUUCUCACGAGGCAGUGGACUGUGUUAAACAUAAUGACAUCCAGGUUUUUACGGGUCUAUGAAAUGGGUAUGUUUAAAUGAGAUGUUCAUGUUAGGGGGACGUGUGUAUUUGUGCUUCUUGUUUAUUAAUUGUACUUCUUUCCCCUUAGACUACCAACACCAAUGCAAUGUUGCUCCUCAGACACUGCCGAGGCCUAACCAGAGUAGGCCUUCUCAAGACUCAAAGGUAAAGUAUUUAAAAAAACACUACUGUCACCUGUCACACAGGUAGUCAUAAAAUAAGCUGCAUUUGUUACCUUUGAGCAUAAAGGUAAUGUCAAAGUUAUAAAAAAUAUAUCACUAAAGGCAUGGCCAUUCUGGCAGACCUGGCAUUUGCCUUGUCUCCUUAUUGCUAUAGUCCACUUUAAUGGCCUGUUUGGCCUGUUAAUGUCUUGCCUAGUCAAAGGUCUGAGUCAGUCAGAACAGCCACUAAAAGAUCUUACAUGUCUCCAAAAAACAAGCAGGUUAUACACCAGCCACCCAGGGCUGUCAGCCAGCAAAGUGCAACGCAAGGCCACUAUGUCUUGACUGACUUAAAGGAAUAAUUUUCAUUACAGCUAACUGCGUCCGAAAUGUUGCUCUAUUCCCUAGCUAUGUGCAUUCAGAAAGUAUUCAGACCCCUUGACUUUUUCCACAUUUUGUUACGUUAUAGCCUUAUUCUAAAAUUGAUUAAAUAGUUUUUUUCCCUCAUCGGUCUACACACAAUACCCCAUAAUGACAAAGCAAAAAAACGUUUUUUAUAAAUUUUAGCAAAUGUAUAAUUUUUUUAAUCACAUUUACAUAAGUCUUCAGACCCUUUACUCAGUACUUUGUUGAAGCACCUUUGGCAGCGAUUACAGCCUCGAGUCCUCUUGGGUAUGACGCUAAAAGCUUGGCACACCAAUAUUUGAGGAGUUUCUCCCAUUCUUCUCUGCAGAUCCUCUCAAGCUCUGUCAGGUUGUAUGGGGAGCAUCGCUGCACAGCUAUUUUUAGGUCUCUCCAGAGAUGUUCGAUCGGGUUCAAGUCCUGGCUCUGGCUGGCCACUCAAGGACAUUCAGAGACUUGUCCUGAAGCCACUCCUGCGUUGUCUUGGCUGUGUGCUUAGGGUCGUUGUCCUGUUGGAAGGUGAACCUUCGCCCCAGUCUGAGGACCUGAGCGCUCUGGAGCAGGUUUUCAUCAAGGAUCUCUCUGUACUUUGCUACGUUCAUUUUUCCCUUGAUCCUGACUAGUCUCCCAGUCCCUGCCGCUGAAAAACAUCCCGACAGCAUGAUGCUGCCACCACCAUGCUUCACCGUAGGGAUGGUGCCAGGUUUCCUCCAGAUGUGACGCUUAGCAUUCAGGCCAAAGAGUUCAAUCUUGGUUUCAUCAGACCAGAGAAUCUUGUUUCUCAUAGUCUGAGAGUCCAAACUUCUUCCAUUAUAGAAUGAUGGAGGCCGCUGUGUUCUUGGGGACCUUCAAUGCUGCAGAAAGUUUUUGGUACCCUUCCCCAGAUCUGUGCCUCGACACCAUCCUGUCUCUGAGCUCUAAGGACAAGUCCUUCGACCUCAUGGCUUGGCUUUUGCUCUGACAUGCACUGUCAACUCUGGGACCUUUUAUAGACAGGUGUGUGCCUUUCCAAAUCAUGUCCAAUCUAUUGAAUUUACCACAGGUGGACUCCAAUCAAGUUGUAGAAACAUCUCAAGGAUGAUCAAUGGAAACAGGAUGCACCUGAGCUCAAUUUCGAGUCUCAUAGCAAAGGGUCUGAAACUUACAGUUGAAGUCGGAAGUUUACAUACACCUUAGCCAAAUACAUUUAAAAUCAGUUUUUCCACAAUUCCUGACAUUUAAUCCUAGUAAAAAUUCCCUGUCUUAGGUCAGUUAGGAUCACCACUUUAUUUUAAGAAUGUGAAAUGUCAGAAUAAUAGUAGUGAGAAUGAUUUAUUUCAGCUUUUAUUUAUUUCAUCGCAUUCAAAGUGGGUCAGAAGUUUACAUACACUCAAUUAGUAUUUGGUAGCAUUGCCUUUAAAUUGUUUCACUUGGGUCAAACGUUUCGGGUAGCCUUCCACAAGCUUCCCACAAUAAAUUGGGUGAAUUUUGGCCCAUUCCACCUGACAGAGCUGGUGUAACUGAGUCAGGUUUGUAGGCCUCCUUGCUCGCAAACGCUUUUUCAGUUCUGCCCACAAAUGUUCUAUAGGAUUGAGGUGAGGGCUUUGUGAUGGCCACUCCAAUACCUUGACUUUGUUGUCCUUAAGCCAUUUUGCCACAACUUUGGAGGUAUGCUUGGGGUCAUUGUCCAUUUGGAAGACCCAUUUGCGACCAAACUUUAACUUCCUGACUGAUGUCUUGAGAUGUUGCUUCAAUAUAUCCACAUAAUUUUCCUUCCUCAUGAUGCCAUCUAUUUUGUGAAGUGCACCAGUCCAUCCUGCAGCAAAGCACCCCCAAAGCAUGAUGCUGCCACCCCCGUGCUUCACGGUUGGGAUGGUGUUCUUCGGCUUGCAAGCAGUUUUGGAGCAGUGGCUUCUUCCUUGCUGAGCGGCCUUUCAGGUUAUGUCGAUAUUGGACUCGUUUUACUGUGGAUAUAUUUACUUUGUACCUGUUUCCUCCAGCAUCUUCACAAGGUCCUUUGAAGUUGUUCUGGGAUUGAUUUGCACUUUUCUCACCAAAGUACGUUAAUCUCUAGGAGACAGAACGCGUCUCCUUCCUGAGCAGUAUGAUGGCUGCGUGGUCCCAUGGUGUUUAUACUUGCGUACUAUUGUUUGUACAGAUGAAAGUGGUACCUUCAGGCAUUUGGAAAUUGCUCCCAAGGAUGAACCAGACUUGUGGAGGUAAAAAUUGUUUUCUUCUGAGGUCUUGGCUGAUUUCUUUUGAUUUUCCCAUGAUGUCAAGCAAAGAGGCACUGAGUUUGAAGGUAGGCCUUGAAAUACAUCCACAGGUACACCUACAAUUGACUCAAAUGAUGUCAAUUAGCCUAUCAGAAGCUUCUAAAGCCAUGACAUCAUUUUCUGGAAUUUUCCAAGCUGUUUAAAGGCACAGUCAACUUAGUGUAUGUAAACUUCUGACCCACUGUAAUUGUGAUACAGUGAAUUAUAAGUGAAAUAAUCUGUCUGUAAACAAUUGUUGGAAAAAUUACUUGUCAUGCACAAAGUAGAUGUCCUAACCGACUUGCCAAAACUAUAGUUUGUUAACAAGACAUUUGUGGAGUGGUUGAAAAAACAGGUUUUAAUGACUCUAACCUAAGUGUAUGUAAACAUCUGACUUCAACUGUAUGUAAAUAAGGUAUUUCUAUAAUUCUGUAUUUUUUUUUGUGCUAAAAAUUCUAGAAACCUGUUUUUGCUUUGUCAUUAUGGGGUAUUGUAUGUAGAUUGAUGAGGGGGAAAAAACGAUUUAAUCAAUUUUAGAAUAAGGCUGUAACGUGACAUUGUGGAAAAAGUCAAGGGGUCUGAAUACUUUCCGAAUGCACUGUACAUAGUGCACUACUUUUGACCAGGACCCAAAGUAAAAAGUGAUCAAAAGUAGUGCACUAAAUAGGUAUGCGGCCCUAGUGUCAGCUGCUGGGUUAAUGAUUUCCAAGCAGGAGCAGAGAUAAUCAAUUACCUCCUUAUCAAACAAGCUUCUGAAAUACAGAUUUGUCUCUCCCCCUUUAUUUGUUUAGUCUUAUUGCCUUGUUGAAAUGAACUGUAAUCAGUUUGCCUGACCUCUAACAUUUUUAAGGAGUGGAGUCUCCUAGGAGAGGCCUUUGUCUGGGUUAUCAGGUGAAAUCUGGACCAUAGAAACCAUUUUAACAUUUUCACAAGUCAAUUAAGUCUAAUGGGCCCAAACCUUUUCAUGAAUAGAAAAAGCUUUUGUCAGUUGCAUAGUUACUGCCUACCAUAACUUCUCUUUUGUAUGGACAUGGGUGUAACUAACUGUAACAUGAAUGCAUUCAGUACAUGAGUAAACUGCUAGGUGUGUCUCAAAUGACUCCCUAUAUAGUGCACUUAUUUUGGCCAGAGCCCAGAGCCAUUUGGGACACACCCCCAGUGUUUGUCUGAUUGUGACACUGGUCUGUGUGUCUCCUACAGGGUGCAGUUGUUGCAGGGUGCGGUCCCUCCUGUGGCAGUGUGUGCGGGCAGCCUCUGUGCACGCUGGGGCAGCAGUCAUGGGGGGCAGGAGUCAGGGCAGUACCAGCGCAGCCAUGGCCCCAACUGGAGACACGCCCUGGCAGGGCUGCUGGCUGGGACAGGGGCUGUACUGGCCUAUGGCCUCCACCACAGCCAGGUGAGAGGGACAGUCUACAUGCUAAGAGCUGGUGUGAUGGAAGUUGUGGUGCAUUUAUGCUAUGAUACUGUUAGAGAAAUGUAUCCUACAAUAUGGGCAUUUAACAACAUUUAUAGUUUUUCAAGGUGUUAUUUUGUUCAAUACAAUUCAUUUUGUUACAUGUUUUGUAGCAUGAAUAAUGUCAAAAAUUAACCAUUUGUUUUUGACAUUAAUCAUGCUACAAAACAUGUAACAAAACGUUGUUUCUACUCUUUUUUUCCCUGUAGCUGAUAUUUGGCUGUUAUUUGUCUUGUCUCCAGACUGAGCAGGCAGCCACCACUAUAGUCCAGCCCAUAGCCCCAGCCUCCUCUCUGCCCAUCUACACCCAGGACGAGGUCACCAAGCACCGCUCCGUUGAGGAGGGCGUCUGGGUCACCUACAAGGGCAGCGUCUAUGACAUCACAGAGUUUGUGUCCAUGCACCCUGGCGGUGAUAAGAUCCUGCUAGCAGCAGGUGGGGCUCUGGAGCCCUUCUGGGCGCUGUACGCCGUUCACAGGCAAGACCAUGUGCUGGAGAUCCUGUCAGAGUAUAAGGUGGGCGAGCUGUGUGGUUUAGUUAUCUGGUCUGUGCAAGUGUAAAUAAUUAUAAUGUUGCUACGACAGCAUAUAUUCCCAUAACCAAUUCUUAUUAUGAAACCUUUGUUGCAAUUGACUAUGUUUUUAUUAUCUAAACAACAUAACAGUGAAAUAUAUAUAUAUAUAUAUAUAUAUAUAUAUAUAUAUAUAUAUAUAUAUAUAUACAGUACCAGUCAAAAGUAACUACUCAUUCCAGGGUUUUUCUUUAUUUUUUACUAUUUUCUACAUUGUAGAAUAAUAGUGAAGACAUCAAAACUAUGAAAUAACACAAAUGAAAUCAUGAAGUAACCAAAAAAGUGUUAAACAAAUCAAAAUAUAUUUUAUAUUUGAGAUUCUUCAAAGUAGCCACCCUUUGCGUUGAUGACAGCUUUGCACACUCUUGGCAUUCUCUCAACCAGCUUCACCUGGAAUGCUUUUCCAACAGUCUUGAAGGAGUUCUCACAUAUGCUGAGCACUUGUUGACUGCUUUUCCUUCACUCUGCGGUCCAACUCACCCCAAACCAUCUCAAUUGGGUUGAGGUUGGGUGAUUAUGGAGGCCAGGUCAUCUGAUGCAGCACUCCAUCACUCUCCUUCUUGGUCAAAUAGCCCUUACACAGCCUGGAGGUGUGUUGGGUCAUUGUCCUGUUGAAAAACAAAUGAUAGUCCCACUAAGUGCAAACCAGAUGGGAUGGCGUAUCGCUGCAGAAUGCUGUGGUAGCCAUGCUGGUUAAGUGUGCCUUCAAUUCUAAAUAAAUCACAGACAGUGUCACCAGCAAAGCACCAUCACACCAUCUCCUCAAUGCUUCAUGGUGGGAACCACACAUGCGGAGAUCAUCCGUUCACCUACUCUGCGUCUCAUAAAGACACGGCGGUUGGAACCAAAAAUCUCAAAUUUGGACUCAAGGACAGAUUUCCACCAGGUCUAAUGUCCAUUGCUCGUGUUUCUUGGCCCAAGCAAGUCUCUUCUUCUUAUUGGUGUCCUUUAGUAGUGGUUUCUUUGCAGCAAUUCGACCAUGAAGGCCUGAUUCACACAGUCUCCUCUGAACAGUUGAUGUUGAGAUGUGUCUGUUACUUGAAUUCUGUGAAGCAUUUAUUUGGGCUGCAAUUUCUGAGGCUGGUAACUCUAAUGAACUUAUCCUCUGCAGCAGAGGUAACUCUGGGUCUUCCUUUCCUGUGGCUGUCCUCAUGAGAGCCAGUUUCAUCAUAGUGCUUGAUGUUUUUUGCGACUGCACUUGAAGAAACUUUAAAAGUUCUUGAAAUUUUCCGUAUUGACUGACCUUCAUGUCUUAAAGUAAUGAUGGACUGUCAUUUCUCUUUGCUUAUUUGAGGUGUUCUUGCCAUAAUAUGGACUUGGUCUUUUACCAAAUAGGGCUAUCUUCUGUAUACCCCCCCCUACCUUGUCACAACACAACUGAUUGGCUCAAACGCAUUAAGAAGGAAAGAAAUUCCACAAAUUAGAAGGCACACCUGUUACUUGAAAUGCAUUCCAGAUGACUACCUCAUGAAGCUGGUUGAGAGAAUGCCAAGUAUGCAAAGCUGUCAUCAAGGCAAAGGGUGGCUAUUUGAAGAAGCUCAAAUAUAAAAUAUAUUUGGAUUUGUUUAACACUUUUUUGGUUACUACAUGAUUCCAUAUGAGUUAUUUCAUAGUUUUGAUGUCUUCACUAUUAUUCUACAAUGUAGAAAAUAGUAAAAAAUAAAGAAAAACCCUUGAAUGAGUAGGUGUGUCCAAACUUUUGACUGGUACUGUGUAUAUAUAUACAGUGCCUUCGGAAAGUAUUCAGACCCCUUGACUUUUUCCACAUUUUGUUACGUUACAGCCUUAUUCUAAAAUGAAUUAAAUAAAAACAAUUCCUCAGCAAUCUACACCCAAUACCCCAUAAUGACGAAGCGAAAACAAGUCAAGGGGUGUGAAUACUUUCCAAAGGCACUGUAUUUAUAUUUAUUUAUAAAUAAAAAAAAAUUAAGGUGGGUGAGCUGAGUGCGGAGGACUGGCGGAAGCAGCAAAGCGUGAAAUCCACGGAUCCCUACUCCACCGACCCGGAGCGGCACCCUGCCCUGCGCAUCAACAGCCUCAAGCCCUUCAAUGCCGAGCCCCCGCCCGAGAUCCUCUCCGACAACUACAUCACCCCCUCAGCCAUCUUCUUUAAGAGGAACCACCUGCCCGUGCCACAAGUGGACCCGAAAUCCUACCGGCUGCAGGUGGAGGGUCUGCCUGGGGGAGCACCUCUGAGCCUCUCUCUGGAGGAGCUGAAGACACGCUUCCCCAAACACACAGUCACGGCCACGCUGCAGUGUGCUGGCAAUCGCCGCUCGGAGAUGAACAAAGUCAAACAGGUGAAGGGGCUCAACUGGGGCAUUGCUGCGAUAAGUAAUGCUACGUGGAGCGGCGCCAGGCUGAAGGAUGUGCUGCUGGCAGCUGGCUAUAGGCCAGAGGUGGCCCGGCAGACAUGCCACGUUCAAUUUGAAGGACUGGACAGUGACGUGACCGGCACCACCUACGGGGCAUCUAUCCCGCUCAACAAGGCGGUCAGUGAAGAGGGUGACGUGCUGUUGGCGUACCAGAUGAACGGAGAAGACCUACCUGCUGACCAUGGCUAUCCCGUACGGGUGGUGGUGCCGGGAACGGUGGGCGCCCGCAAUGUCAAGUGGCUGGGAAGGAUCAUAGUGAGUGAGGAGGAGAGCAGCAGCCACUGGCAGCAGAAUGACUACAAGGGCUUCUCCCCCGCCACUGACUGGGACACGGUGGACUUCAAGUCGGCCCCAGCCAUCCAGGAGCUGCCCAUCCAGUCGGCCAUCACCCAGCCAGCGGAGGGAGCCGUGGUGGAACGCAGCGCAGAGGAGGUGACGGUGAAGGGCUACGCCUGGAGCGGGGGCGGACGGGAGGUUGUGCGUGUCGAUGUGUCUCUGGACGGGGGGCGGACCUGGCAGGUGGCGCAGCUACAGAGCAGUGAGAAGGGGCAGGUCCCGGCCCCCUCGCCCCCACCCGGCAGAGCCUGGGCCUGGAAGCUGUGGGAGCUGACAGCCCCGCUGCCCCCCGCGGCCCAGGAGCUGGAGAUUGUGUGCAAGGCGGUGGACAACAGCUACAACAUGCAGCCAGACUCAGUGGCGCCUAUCUGGAACCUGAGGGGAGUGCUGAGUAACGCCUGGCACAGGGUGAAAGUCACAGUCAAGGAGGAUGAGGAAAAGGAGGAAGAGUAGAAACUGUUGUGAUCUAGGGGGUUGUGUUCAAGUCUUAAAGAGUGUAGAGGGAAACGGAUGAUGAUGUUUUAACCUGGCCCUCUCCAGACAGACGACGUCAAACCCACUCAAGCUCAGUGGGGGAACUGACCGUACCACAGGUGCUGUGUGUGUGUGAUGCCCUGACACUAAAGACCCCUCUGUUGUCUUGUUGCACAGCAAAACAGAUAAUUCUGUUCAGUGGAGAUGGAAAAAUGUAAAUAGGCAUUCAUCUGUGCGUAGCCAAUGUUGAGCGCUUAAAGAACAUUAUGUGGCCAGUUGGGUUAAAAAGAAUCCCAAACGCACCACAAAACAAGAUAACAGUAACAAAUCUGUUGGUGUCAACAGUUGCUCAAGGACAAGCAAAAAACGCCUUGCCAGUGCAGUCCUUUUCAUAUCCUGAAAUCUAUUCACUAACCUCUUUGGCUUUGAUGACAAGCUUGCUUCCAUUUCAUGAUUUUAUAUGGGUGUCAUUUGCUGGAUCCAGAGAAUAUUCUAAUUCUUUGAUUUGCAUUGUCUUAACUCAUAUUGAUUAUAGCAAUUGAUAAAUUGUCUAUCAUAUUACUAAUUAUUCAUUGUGUAAGAUCAAAAGCACUUAGAUCUUGUAAGUUUCAGCUAGUGUUAGCUGCUGCAUUAAGCAAGGUACUACAUUGUUUAGAUUUUCACAAAAUAAAGUUCUCAGUUAUAUUUUUGAGAUAAAUUGUUUUGCACACAAUGUAUGCAUUUAAAUGAAUCAGCGAUGCUACUUUUGAAAUGUAUUUUUUCCCACUGUCAAGUGUGAUAAAACAUAUUUUCA
Messenger RNA from Coregonus sp. 'balchen', 11944 nucleotides. Lineage: Eukaryota; Metazoa; Chordata; Actinopteri; Salmoniformes; Salmonidae. The record is from the annotation of a GenBank genome assembly.